AUGGAUGAUUUGAAGCAGCGCAAGAUCAACAGUCUCGUGGAAGACCAGGAGACCUACAGAUUCCUUCUGGAGGACCUUCUCGAGCAAAAUCCAUCAGACACUGCUGGCAUUGCAGAUCUUCAAGCAACCAUCAAGAAACAUGAGGACGAGAUUGCAGAACUGCUGGGCACCGGCCCCAACACUUCGGGCUCCUCUUCUAACAGUGUACAAAAUGGUGUUAUGCCCCGAUCACCUCCCCGGGCAAACUCAAUCAGCCAACCUACUUCUUUGGAUUCUUCCCCUGCGGAUCCGGCGUCUGCCCCUUAUCAUCCCUCAACUGCCCCCUCGCCUUUUGAUACCGCUCGUACAGGUCAACCUGCACGGCCUUCUCUGCUGUCCCGACCUGAUGAAUCUCGUAAAAGACAGCGCCAAGAUUCCAUGAGCUCACCGGUCCAACGCCAAUCAUCGAAGAGGACGGCUGUGGACCGACACAAGUCUCGAUAUGAGGAACUGGAGGCAGAAAUGGAAAGCCAGUUGAAAGCCAGUCGAGAACUUUACGAAGACACCAAGGACCGUGACUCUGUCCAGCUACGGGCAGCAAAUGAAGGUAUUUCCAUCGAGCAGGUCUUAGAGGAAAUGGACAAGGAGCAGAAGGAAGAAGAGGAUGUUAUUCGCUCUCAAUUCCGGAUGGACAUGGACGAGGAAAUGGCGCGAAUGGUCCAAGCAGAGGAUGCAGCCAGUGAAAGCGAGGAUGAGUGGAGUCCCCCAGUGUACAGGAUUCCUGAUCGUACACUGCCACUCCCUUCGACACGUCCAUAUGCGGCUCCAUCAUACAUAGACCCACCGCCACAUCGUCGAUAUCCCGUGCCCACGCAGUUCGAUUACAACGCCUACAACCCUGCUCCCCCAGGUUCAUAUCCAUACCGGGAUGACGAUCUGCAAGAGAUUCCAAAGGAGUACUUCACCGCGCGUGUGCCGGGGUCCUCAUUCGGUACAUCCGUGUAUGGUCCGUCGGGAUUCAGUCCUUCGGGGCCAAUUACUCCUGCACUUGGUCCACCACGUUACACUCCCAUGUUUAGUGGUCCCAAUCCCCUCAUCCGUGGUCGGACUCUCCCGUGGAUGCACGAUCCCAACCCUGUUCCCGAGCUGGCGGCCAUCGACCUUCUCAGUGACAAUCCACUCGGACUGGAAGAUGCAGAUGACCUUGAGCGAUAUGAGGAGCAAAACUUCCCUCAGGAUAUCAAGAACCUGAUCACCGGUAUCAAGGAUAUCCGCGAAGCCACCAAGGCGGAGAAGGACGAGACGCCGGAGGGUCUAAGAGUUACACUCAUGAAGCACCAGAAGAUCGGUGUAGCAUGGAUGAAGGCGAAGGAAGAGAGUAACCACAAAGGUGGUAUUCUCGCCGAUGACAUGGGUCUCGGGAAGACGGUCCAGGCGAUUGCGCUGAUGGUCGCUAGACCUCCAACGGAUCCCGAACGGCAUCCAUCGUUGAUCGUCGCGCCAAAGGCAUUGAUGGAUCAGUGGAAGCGUGAGAUCCAGAGACAUGUCGAACCUGGAAAGCAUCAGCUUUCGGUUUUUAUCUACCAUGGUGCCAACCGUUCCGACUGGAGGAAACUGAAGUCUUACGACGUCGUCAUCACCACCUUCGGCACGCUUACCGCCAGCUUCAAGACACUGCUUAAAGCAGAAAAGCUUGAGGAGGAAGGCAAGGAUGCGAGCAUUGUCAGAGAGUGGCGCAAUAUGGCAACACUCUUCACACCAGUGAGCAAGUGGCAUCGCGUUAUUGUUGAUGAGGCACAGAAUAUCAAGAAUCCCUCGGCCAAGUCAAGCAAGGCAUGUUGCAGACUAAACGCAACAUACCGGUGGUGUCUUACGGGAACGCCAAUGAUGAACCGGCUUGAAGACUUCCAGUCACUGCUGUCUUUCCUGCGCAUCCGGCCGUAUAACAACAAGGAGAAAUUCAAGCGGGACUUCCGGGUGGUGAAAUCCGGCUUUGUGCCUGAGCCUGUCAUGCAGCAGCUGCGCAUCCUGGUCAAAUCGGUUUGUUUCCGCCGUACCAAGGCAUCCAAGAUUGAUGGGCAACCGAUUCUACAGCUUCCACCAAAGGUGAUUGAAAAGGUGCAUGUGGUCUUCGAUCAGAAAGAGCAGGAUAUCUACAAUGCACUUAACUCCCAAACGCAAGCCCAAAUUGAGAGACUUCUCAAUGCGGGUAUUCUGGGAAAGAAGUACAGCCAUGUCUUGGUGCUUCUGCUGCGGCUGCGGCAAGCUUGCUGUCACCCGCAUCUCAUGCAAGGAAUCAGUACCAAAAUCCCCACCGUCGAGGGUAGGGAUAUGGUGGCCAAUGCGAAGCUCCUGAGCUCGACGGUCGUGGAGCGGAUCAAGAACAACGCGGGCGGCGAGGAUGAAGGCACUUGCCCUAUCUGCAUGGAUAUCGUUGAGAAUGCUAUUAUCUACAUUCCUUGCGGUCACUCUGUCUGCACCGAAUGCUUUGCUCGAAUCUCCGAUCCCCAAAUCCUGGCCCGUGACGACGAUACGGGGAUGAUUAAGUGUCAGAACUGUCGUGGUCCAGUCGAUCCCCUCAAGAUCACCGACGGGGAUGCGUUCAAGAAGGUUUAUAACCCGGCCAGUGCAUCUGAGUCUACCGCAGCUGCAGAUGAAGAGGAGGGCCAGUCGGACGAUUCUGACUCGGAUGAUUGGGACUCGGACACAGAAACCGAGGGAUCAUCCGAUAGACCGAAGAAGAAGUCACUCGCUGAGCUCCGUCAGGAAGCCCAGAAGAACAAGCGUGCGAAGCACAGAUACCUUCGCCGCCUUGAGAAAUCAUGGAUCCCUAGCGCCAAGAUCACGAAAGCCGUUGAGAUUCUGGAGGAGAAUGAAACCCGCGGCAAGGAUGAGAAGACGAUUAUCUUCAGCCAGUUCACCUCCCUUCUUGAUCUUUUGGAAAUCCCGAUCGCCCGUAAGGGCUGGAAGUACGUCCGUUUCGAUGGCAGCAUGAACAUCACCGACCGCAAUGAAUCCGUUGCCACCUUCACGGAUGAUCCUGAGGUCAAGAUCAUGCUCGUCUCUCUCAAGGCCGGCAAUGCAGGUCUUAACCUCGUCGCUGCUUCCCACGUCAUCCUCUUUGACCCUUUCUGGAAUCCAUAUGUUGAGGACCAGGCCAUCGACCGUGCUCAUCGUAUCGGACAGACCAAGGAUGUCUUUGUGCACCGUUUGCUUAUCGAGAACACCGUCGAGGAUCGCAUUAUCCAUCUCCAGGAUCAGAAGCGCGAGCUCAUCAGCGGUGCCCUCGAUGAGGGUGGCUCGAUGAAUGUCUCCCGACUGGAUGUCCGGGAGCUUGCAUACCUUUUCGGAGUUCGUACCUAA
Penicillium cataractarum is the source of this 3342-nucleotide messenger RNA. RefSeq lists its product as uncharacterized. Bases 1 to 3342 code for a protein of 1113 amino acids. Gene Ontology annotation, cellular component: cytoplasm. Lineage: Eukaryota; Fungi; Ascomycota; Eurotiomycetes; Eurotiales; Aspergillaceae. The transcript has 4 exons. Gene Ontology annotation, molecular function: ATP binding; ATP-dependent chromatin remodeler activity. The record is from RefSeq and is a predicted model, not a curated record.